Salvelinus sp. IW2-2015 is the source of this 760-nucleotide messenger RNA. Lineage: Eukaryota; Metazoa; Chordata; Actinopteri; Salmoniformes; Salmonidae. The record is from RefSeq and is a predicted model, not a curated record.
GCCAAAUGACAUAGGAUGAAGGCUAUUCGUAACCAGUUGAUUUAUAUAUUUUCCACCUAUCUCCUGGUUAUGUUUGGAUUAACUGGUGCACAAGACUACUGGUGUUCCACUUUGGUCAAGGGGGUCAUAUAUGGAUCUUACUCAGUGACUGAGAUGUUUCCCAAGAACUACACGAACUGCACAUGGACGUUGGAGAACCCUGACCCUACCAAAUACAGCAUCUACCUUAAACUAUACAAACGAGACUUGAGCUGCUCCGAGUUCUCUUUGCUUGCUUAUCAAUUCGAUCACUACUCGCACGAGAAGAUCAAUGAAUUGCUGAAAAACAACGAGUCUAUAGUGUACCUGUGUGAUUCCAAGAAUAUKUAUAUAUUUUUGCAGUAUGACAAGAAUUUCGUGCAGCUACGGAGGGUUUUCCCUUACGAUUAUAACGGAUUGCAGAAGACGGACGAAGAGGAGAAGUCUGUGGUGGAAUUCUUGGUCUUGAACAAGGCGAGCCCCAGUCAAUUUGGAUGUCAGGUGCUGUGCACGUGGCUGGAGAACUGCCUGAAAUCGGAGAAAGGAACUGUGGAAACAUGUGGAAUAGUGUAUACGAAAAUGCCCUGUCCCCAGCACUAGGCGACGGAGAAUCAGAAAGUAUGCUUGUGCUUAACAACGUGGUUUUGCCUUUAAAUCCCAAACGGAGGGAUGCCUGACUCCACAAAUCCGUGCUGGGCAGGUGUGCAACAUCAGUGCAAGGUUAAACGACCAGCAAAGGAGG